Messenger RNA from Bactrocera neohumeralis, 3117 nucleotides. It is a transcript of the gene Ctr1A, whose product is annotated as high affinity copper uptake protein 1. The transcript is spliced from 6 exons. Lineage: Eukaryota; Metazoa; Arthropoda; Insecta; Diptera; Tephritidae. Gene Ontology annotation, biological process: copper ion transmembrane transport. Bases 640 to 1350 code for a protein of 236 amino acids. The record is from RefSeq and is a predicted model, not a curated record. Gene Ontology annotation, cellular component: membrane. Gene Ontology annotation, molecular function: copper ion transmembrane transporter activity.
GAGCUCAGCGCCAGAAAGUUGUCAAUCGGUCGAAGAGCACUGAAGUGAUUGGUUAUGUGAGUUUUCCAUUGUAAUUAAAUUUAUAGUAUUUGUUAUUAAAAGAUGUUGAAUAAGCAUAUUUACUUCCUCCACAUAAAGAAAGUGUAAAAGUAGCAAAAAGAUUGCUGUGAGUAAGCAUUUACGCCGUUUAGAGUGACAAAGUGUCUGAAUGUGUUGGGUAAUUUGGAGCCAAAAUCGUGAUUGUGCACAGUGAUAUUGCAUAAAAAUAACACUAAAUUCAAUAAAUAAAAAUCAAAAAGCAUUCAAUGAACGAAUGAUAAAAAUCAAUUGGUUUAAAUAAGUUAAUGAAUACAUUCCAAUAAAGUGCAUUCAACUGCUGUAGAAACCAACUGCGACCUAAUUAAAUCAACUGGACUGGAUCAGCUGGUACGGCCAUAACUGCUGUAGUUGUACAUUUGGUCUUCCAUCAUAUCACACAAGCGACGACAGCACAGCAAAAGUGUCCGCCAUUUCACAGCAUUCUUCCUAAAUGCCAAGGCAAGUGUUGGCGAGCAAAAAGUCCUCUUUUUAAUUAAUUCGGUUGAUUUUAGCUGCAACAACUACAAUAUUAAGUGGUAACCGACACUCGGUAGUGGCAAAAUGGAUCAUUCACAGCAUAGUAUACACAAUCAUGAACAUCAUAUGUUGGCCCUAGAUACUGCAACACCACACGAUCAUGCUGCUGCGAUAUUGUCCACCACCACUGUCAGCCCCUUGGAUGUUAUGGGUCAUGGCGAGCACGUGGCCAUGAGCGACCAGCAUGCGAUGCAUCAUAACCACGACCACGGCGCCAUGAAUAUGGAAGGAGCAAUGCAUCAUAUGAUGUCAAUGGCGUUCCACUUCGGCUACAAUGAGACUGUGCUCUUCUCCUGGUGGAAAUUCGAUAGUAUCAUGGGCCUGAUUGGUUCGAUGAUCGCUAUAUUUGUAAUGGCUGUGCUUUACGAGGGUCUCAAGUACUAUCGCGAGUACCUGUUUUGGAAGACAUACAAUUUGCUGGAAUACCGGCCAGUUACCGGGCCACAACGCAAUCCCGAGGAUCCGCAACGGAGUACGCCGUCGACGAGCGCCUCACCAGUGCAAUAUGUUGGCGAAGUCAUACACAAGCAACCUCCGACGAUGCUGUCGUUGAACCAUUUCUAUCAAACCGGGCUCCACAUUCUGCAAGUGACGCUCUCCUUCAUGCUGAUGCUGAUCUUUAUGACGUAUAAUGUUUGGCUCUGCAUUGCCGUAGUGCUGGGCGCCGCCGUGGGCUACUUCCUGUUCUGCUGGCGGAAGUCGGUGAUUGUCGAUGUAACGGAACACUGUCACUAGCAAUGUUUAAAAUGUGAAAGGCGCUUCGCUUGGAUGCGCUGCCUCUGGCCAAGGCAAAUUGGCAAUACUAAUUAUCAGCAGCAACAACAACAACAAGAACAGCAACAACCCCAACAAUAUCAGCAACAAACUAUAGCAGCCACAGCAGCAAUAACAACAACAACCGCGUGCAGAGCCAGCAACAGGUUCGGCAUCAGCGGCCAACGUGGCGGUAAGCGCGCCAAUGACGUCGACCGCUGCGAUAGAUACAACAGUUAUGACAGUUAUGAGGUGAGAAGAAACGGUGGCGCAACCUGCAACGCAACAGCCAAUACGCUGAUGAACAACGCCGGCGGCAGUAUGCGUUGUGCGCGUUACGUAAAGCGUACCACAGCCGAGCCAGGGCAACGCGGCAUGCAAGUGACCAUGGCCAACUACAACCAAAAGGACUAUGAUAUUUACUACUACGAGCGUGAUGAGUACGAGGAUGAGACAGUUAUCAUUGAUACGAUUGCCGUAACGGCCACCACCACCACACAGCUUAUGGAGAGCGGUUGCGGCAGCGUCGGUGCUAAUUGCCAGAAAUGUCGAAAUAUUAAAAUUCUUCUAAGACUAAGUUUAAGAUAUUUUUAUGAUAUAAACUGUGAAAUUGUUAAGAACACCAUUUAAGGCAACACACACAGAACAACAAAAAGAAAAACAAUAGUAGCUAGCAAGUGAGCGAAGACAAAUAAGAAUACAAAAAGUUAGCAGUAUAAAGUAGUUUAGGCAAGUGAUAGCGCGCAGUCGUACGUCAGCGGGUGGAAUUUAAGAAGCAUAAAGUGAAAUACAUAUUUUUACACAAAGUAGUUGUACAGUUGUUUAGGCGUAAUUAGAAAUUUGGAAAUGGCGUUCACUUGCGAUUGCGGAUAGUUUGGUGCUAUGAAUGCAUUGGCCUUCUACCGAAAUAAGCGAAAAAAUGUAUUUUCGAGUAUUGAAUUUUAAUUUAAUUGUUAAAUAGCAAUUUUUUGUUUUUUGGCGAUUAUUUACCAUUUUGUGUUUGAAACUUACUCAGCUGAACGAUGUGGUUGCCACUUGAUGGCGUUUAUAUACAAAUUUCAAUAAUUUAUACCAGCAGACACAAACAUACAUGCACACAUCUACAACUUAUACCGACAUGUUAUUAGCUACAUAUAUAUUUUUUAAUUUAUAUUCGUUUUUUAUCAUAUUAUUCUAGUAAUUAAUUAUAGUAAUUAUUUUUGUCAAUUUUAAUCCAAAUUUUACACGCGUAGGUCGCAAAGUUUACAAGCAAUUUGUGAGUGAAAAGUGAGGCUACAGCCGAUUACUACACAAAAUCCAUUAAUGUUUAAUAUUAUACAUACAUACAGCUGUAAAAAGUGCGUAUGAGCAGGUGUUUGGCUUUUUUUGAAAGAAGAAAAAUGUUACAGUGAUGUGCGUAAAAAUACUUACAUUGCUGCAAAUGUUACUGUAUAUUGUAUGUUAAGUUUUCAUUAAGUAAAAACUUGUGCUAUAAAAUUUUACAACGCAUUUUAUGUAAGAAAAGAACCCUACCAUAUAUAUGUAUGUAUAUGUACGUGUAUUAAAGGAAUAUUGAAUAUGAAGUCAACACUAUACGCAACAAAAUAUUGUAUUGUGAAAUUGUUUUUAAAAAAUGACGCGAAAGUUAAUCUGCUACAAGCAUACACACAUAUACUCACUGAUAUGCAUACGUACAUAAAUUCAUAUGCGAACAUUUUUCAAACUUACUGUGGAUAAUUCAAAUAAAGACCAAAAUAUCCUUUAAGCCGA